This is a messenger RNA of Acytostelium subglobosum LB1, 966 nucleotides long. RefSeq lists its product as hypothetical. Lineage: Eukaryota; Evosea; Eumycetozoa; Acytosteliales; Acytosteliaceae. Gene Ontology annotation, molecular function: calcium channel activity; uniporter activity. The record is from RefSeq and is a predicted model, not a curated record. Gene Ontology annotation, cellular component: uniplex complex; mitochondrial inner membrane. Gene Ontology annotation, biological process: calcium import into the mitochondrion; mitochondrial calcium ion homeostasis. Bases 1 to 966 code for a protein of 321 amino acids. The transcript has 4 exons.
AUGAAUCCAGCAUUCUCCAACAUUUUAAAGAGAGGCAUUCUAGUUAACUCUGCAACCUCUGUUGCAUUCAGAGGUGUUGUCAACAGACCUGCCACAUCCAGAUUGUUCUGCACUGCAACAAAGAAUCCAUCAGAUAUUGCUUCCAGACAUCAGGACUUUAGCAUUAUUUUGAAAUCAGCUAAUGCAACUAAGCUUCGUCAGAGACUUAGCCUUGAUCCACGUACAAAGAUCCCAUACGAUGAGUUCAAGGCAUUGUGUGUCAGUGCUGGAUUCCAGGAGUCAGAGGUUGAGCGUCUAUCCUCCGCCUUGACCGAGUCUGGAAACAUCCUCCAUCUCCCCACCUCCACCGCACCAACCCUCUCUGGCUCCGUCUUUAUCAAGCCAAACCACGUCUAUCAAUCAUUGUAUCACAUCCUAGAUAUUGAAAACAAGGGUGUUGGUCUUGAGAGACUGAUCGAGAUCAAGAACAAUGAGAUAAAGGUUAUUGAGGAUAGUUUGAGACCACUCGAGGCAAUCAAGCUUACAAUCGAUGGCAAGGCAAUGAGAGGUGCCCAUCGCGUCAUUUGGGGAGGUCUCGGAUACCUUGUGUUGCAAGGUGUUUUCCUUGGAAGAUUGACCUGGUGGGAACUGUCAUGGGAUAUUGUAGAGCCAAUCACAUACUUUGUAUCGUUUGGAACUGUACUCCUUGGAUACACUUACUUCUCGAUCACAAAGACAGAGUACACUUUUGAGGCGCUGAGGAACCAUCUGUUCAAGGGCAAGCAGGCCAAGUUGUUCAAGAGACAGAGCUUCCCAAUCGAGGAGUACAACAGACUCCAUGCUCUGUUGGCCAAGAGACAACAGGAGCUCGCUCAGCUCACAGAAAUAUCCUCAUACUCACUCAACACUAUCGACUAUCCAUUUGAUGUCCAGGCCACCAACACCACCGCCAGCGUUCAAACAGCCGAGUCUCAGCCAAAGGCUUAA